GUUUGUACGAGUAGCUGAGCCAUUUUGGUGUUCGGGAUUGCUCCCUCUAGCUGGCUAGCUAGCUUGUGAGGGAAGUCGCGCAGCUAGCUAGUUAUUCUCCGUUAGUUGUUUUGAAUAAACAAGUACACAUGUUUAUAAUUUUGCCAUAAUAAAGUUUCUUGGAAAAAAACUUAAGAAAACGAAACGCCUGAACAAGACACUGACGAACAGGCUACACCGCUGGCUAGCAAAUCGUCGGUAAGGGAAACGAGUUUCCUCUGUUGCCCACCGUAUUCCCUCUGGGACCCCCCUCCAGAACACAGGGCAGCGGCUGAAGGAAAGUCUUCUCCCUCGUUCCAGUCUCAUGGGACCACAGCCUCGGAGCGAAGGGAGACUUUCCAGACUGCGCGAAAAGCGGACUGUACGAUCUAAGAGACCUUAAAGGACGCCGCCUGCGGCUCACCCGCUGCUGCUUUGACACAGAGUACAGAGACCUAGCCCCCGGAGGCCCCGCGCCAUGUCCAUCACGAACACUCCCACCAGCAACGACGCCUGCCUGAGCAUCGUGCACAGCCUGAUGUGCCACCGGCAGGGCGGCGAGAGCGAGUCCUUCUCCAAGCGCGCCAUCGAGAGCCUGGUGAAGAAGCUGAAGGAGAAGAAGGACGAGCUGGACUCGCUCAUCACCGCCAUCACCACCAACGGGGCGCACCCCAGCAAGUGCGUCACCAUCCAGCGCACCCUGGACGGCCGCCUGCAGGUGGCCGGGCGGAAGGGCUUCCCCCACGUGAUCUACGCGCGGUUAUGGCGGUGGCCCGACCUGCACAAGAACGAGCUGAAGCACGUCAAGUACUGCCAGUUCGCCUUCGACCUGAAGUGCGACAGCGUCUGCGUGAACCCGUACCACUACGAGAGGGUGGUGUCUCCGGGAAUCGACCUGUCAGGACUGACUAUAAACAACUCCGUUCCCUACGGCCUGACGGUGAAAGACGAGUACGACUUCGAGGGCCCGUCCUCGCUGCCCAGCGUCGAGGGCCACGCCCCGACCAUCCAGCACCCCCCCUCCAGGACGGCGGCCCCGGAGCCCUUCAGCGGCCCCGCCCUGCUGCCCGCCGCGGAGGCCAGCGGCUCCGCCUCCUCGGCCUUCUCCAGCAUCGCCGUGGGAUCCGCGCCCCAGUCCAGUGGCCUGCUGUCGGGGGCUCCCAGUGGGGAGGGGCUGCUGCCAACGGCCUCAGGAGCAGGACAGGGCUCGCAGCAAAAUGGCUUCCCUGCUGGCCAGCCUGCCACCUACCACCACAGUGCAAACUCAACAUGGACGAGAAGCGGCAGUUUCACACCCAACAUCCCUCACCAUCAAAAUGGGCAUCUACAGCACCAUCCCCCGAUGCCUCACCCUGGACACUACUGGCCCGUACACAAUGAGAUUGCAUUCCAGCCCCCAAUAUCCAACCAUCCAGCGCCCGAUUACUGGUGCUCCAUCGCCUACUUCGAGAUGGACUUGCAGGUGGGCGAGACCUUCAAAGUGCCCUCCACCUGCCCCAUCGUGACCGUGGACGGAUACGUGGACCCCUCGGGCGGCGACCGCUUCUGCCUCGGCCAGCUGAGCAACGUGCACCGGACCGAGGCCAUCGAGAGAGCCAGGCUGCACAUCGGCAAGGGCGUCCAGCUGGAGUGCAAGGGGGAAGGGGACGUGUGGGUGCGUUGCCUUAGCGACCACGCAGUCUUCGUGCAGAGCUACUACCUGGACCGGGAGGCCGGGAGAGCGCCCGGCGACGCCGUGCACAAGAUCUACCCCAGCGCCUACAUCAAGGUGUUUGACCUGCACCAGUGCCACAGGCAGAUGCAGCAGCAGGCAGCCACGGCGCAGGCGGCGGCCGCAGCCCAAGCCGCCGCAGUCGCCGGGAACAUCCCCGGACCCGGCUCUGUGGGGGGCAUCGCUCCUGCUAUCAGCCUGUCGGCGGCGGCGGGCAUCGGCGUGGACGACCUGCGGCGGCUCUGCAUCCUGCGCAUGAGCUUCGUGAAGGGCUGGGGCCCCGACUACCCGCGGCAGAGCAUCAAGGAGACGCCCUGCUGGAUCGAGAUCCACCUGCACCGCGCCCUGCAGCUGCUGGACGAGGUGCUGCACACCAUGCCCAUCGCCGACCCGCAGCCCAUAGACUGAGCCCUCGCUCCCUCCCUCCCUCCUCCUAAUCCUCCUCCUCCUCAUGUUCUGCUCGCCAGGAAGGAGCGCGUCCUCUGUACCAGAUUCAGUAACGGGGACAAAAGACUGACACGUCACUGUUCUCUUCAUUUUCUUUUUUCUUUUCUGUUUUUUCUUGGUAGUUUUUGUUUUUUUUUCCCUCCUCAGUCCUUGUGGCAUGUGUCCCUUGUCAGCAGUGAGAUUAUUUUAGCUCUUAGUUGCAUUAUUACCCAUCGUAUAAUGAAGUGAGAAUCGAAGACGUCUGCUGUGUGACCCUGCAGUGAGUGUACCGGCCCGGUCAGCACAGCAGCGCACUUGAAUGGCGGUGAUUUCGACCCGUGAGGAUGUGGAGCAGAGAUCCAGCAGCAUGAUAUUGUGGCAUUUUACGUAAAUAUUCUCCCGAUUGCGGAUUCUGUUCUUUUUUCUUUUUUUUUUUUUAUCUCGGUGUUGUGUAUGGGUUUCUUUUUGGUUCUAACGGUGUACCAGGGGAAAACGGCAGGUGAUCCUGAAAUGCCAUUACUGCACACGGUCUAGUUCACUGUGACCUCCUGAAAAAGUGUUGUAGAAAAUAUGGCCAUAUGUGUGGGUAGUGUGUACUGCCCAGGCAUGCAAGCACUUGUGUCUCAUGCAAGGUUUGGUAUGUAAUUAAUCUUCUUUAGCUAAGGGGCUCUUAUUUGAGCCCACGACGCAUGGUGCAAACAUAUUCAUGUGGUAUAUUAACGCAAAAUUACACUAAAAAAAACUCCACAACUAUGUGCGUUAUCAGAUCUUUCAGUAUUUAGCGUGUCCAGCUUUUGCCCUUGUCACAGCUUCCAUUCUUUUCGGGAGACUUGGUUUGAGUGUUUUUUUUUUAAUUUUUAUAAAGAAAUCCACAGGGAUAAUUUUCUGUGCUCCUUGUAAACGCCUCCAAAAUUUGAUUUUAGAAGUCCGGUUGCAUUUUCUGCUUCUUGCGACUCAGUUUAUCCCAAACAAAUUCAGUGAUUCAGUUGAAGCCUGGACUCCUGGGUAACCUGUUAAUUCUUCUGAGUGCACCAGCACCUUAGCAGUUUGCUUGGGGUCGCUAUCCAGCCGUAGAAUGAAUUUGCUCCCUAUCAAACACGGUUUGGAGGAUAUUGCAUGAUAUGUUUGUAUUUUAUAGAUUUGUUUGUAUUUAUAAGCAUUUUCCUUCAGAUCUGAAGCAAGAGGGACAUCACUGACACUUUUGGUUACAACUUUUAUUUAGUUUUGGUAGUAGGGUGCACAAAAGACAGAGUGGACAAAUACCGAAAGAUUUUGUAUUGUAUGUAGUGGUGGAGGCUUUUCUGUUAUGUUUCCUGGAUUAUUGUCUGACAUGGAGGGACAAAAUUGCAAUGGACGGCUGAUUUGACUGGAAAUUAAAUUAACGAAAGGGUGGUCUCUGACAUUUGCUAUAUAUAUAUAUAUAUAUGAUUUUUUAAAACUACUUGUACAGUAGUUAUUUGACUGAUUAAUAUUAUGGCUUGGAUCAGUAAGAAGGGGAAUCUCUGGGAAAAGCAGAUCUGCUAGUGCUAAUGUACUCAUAUUGAUGGUUGAUAUUAAUAUGGCACAGAUGCAGCGAGCGGGCCCUAAGGAUUUACCACAGGAAUCCAGUUCUGUGUAGUUACAAAUCUCAUGCAAAAGUCAUGAACUGUGGUGCGAUGCAUUGAAAUACCCCUAGUCUUGGAAAUGGCCAAUGAUUUUGUAAUGUGAUCAUUAACGUACUCUACAAAAACUGGUGAGGUGCGUCAGGUCAGGUGGCACUGAACCGCGAUCCUCUGGCAGUCCCCUGGAACUGCGGAUGUGUGUCGAAAGCUGAACGGCAGGCUAAACCGCACAGCCCUGAGGAACUGCAGUGCUCUGUUCUAUCUCACUGCUGUCGCACGCAGUGUUACCCACUUGGGCAUGCUAUAUUAUGAUUUCCUUUUAUGCAUGGGAAAACUGGAAGUGAUUUUUUUAAGGUGGCCCUCUUAAUGCUGAAAAUAAUUAUUUUUGUUAACGUUUCAGAGGAGCACUCGAGCACGUUUUACUUUGGGCUCAUUUCCCGCAGCGUAGUUCUUCUGUUUGGGCAGCUGUGUCCUGUAUGCACCAUAAUCCGUACGUUUCGUCACCACCAGAGUCACUUUCUGUUGAUCGGUCAUUUUGAUCUUUACUUGCUGCUUUUGUACCACCUUUCCAGUUUGCGGUUGGAAUCGGCAGUUGUGCCUCUGAACUUUUGGAGCCAGCACUGCACUCUUAGAGAAGCAGAUUGAUGAAAAUUUUGCAAAAUAAAAAUUGUGCCAAGGAAUUCUCUAUAGCUAUGAAAUAUACAUUGUGUGAGGUCACUGAAAAGACGGCAGAAGCACAGGCAAAAUGAAUUGGUUUUAAAACUGCAGGAAUCUCGCUACAUAUUGGUAAGGUCCCAUGAAAUGGUUAUGAUUAGCAUUUUAUUUUUAUUUUUGAAAGUAGUCAUGUCCAUGUCUCUGUACAACGGUAUUACUGAAGUUAACCAAACCAGUUUUUCUUCCAGAAUUUUUUGACCCCGAAUAAAAUGUAUAUUAUUUUGUAUUUCAGUUAUGUAUGUGCCGGUCAAAUUUGUCAGGUCAUUUUAGAGAUGCACUCUGUGUGUUGGACAUUUCAUUGUGAAAUUUUCUGUAUUCUGUAAGGCUAAGAUAUGAGUGUAUUUUUUGAAAUUGGUAAUAUCAGCAUAUAGGCUUUCUAAAGUAUUAGAAGAUUAUUAAUAUAGUGGUUAACAACAUGACAUUGUUUGCAUCAUGCGUACCUUGAAAGUUACAAAUUCAUGAAGGGAUAAAGGUUUGCAACAAAACAAGUGAUCAUUUAUAAUAAUCAUUUAAAAUAAUUUAUAUGGUCAACUGCAGUAGUCAAGAUACAAAUGUGAGAUUUGUUUUUUGUGGUUGUUUUACAUGUUGAAAUGUACAUGGCAACUUUCAAGAAAAUCCUGAAGCGAGGUGGCCUUUUGAAAAGGGUUCGAUUUCAUCCUGGUGUCACAUGCUCCCAUGUGUACAAAAGACGUUGCAUUUUGUAACGCAGAGUGGUCUAUUUUAAACCGAGAAACCUGUAUUUUUUACUUUUUGCUUCUCACCUAGAGGUAUAUUCAGUUCAUUUAAUUGUGUGAUUAUUGUGCUUUCUGUAGAUAUAACAGACUAAACUUUUUUUGUUUGUUUUUUUUGUAAAUAUCCCUGUCAGUGGGGAAUUUUUUUUUUCUUCCUGUUAUUUUUUUUUAAAUUUUACAUUGCAUGUCCGUGUUUAUUAGAUCCUGAAGCAAAGGAUUGUGGUUAUUUCUGCGUAAUCUGACCCUAAACAUUGAUGGGUACAUUUUGCCUGAACCUGGCUAAGUUGCAGAGUUCAGAUCAGUAUUCGAGAGAGAAGUCUGGAUUCACGUUUUUCAGAUGCUGAUUUUAAAUGUACGUGCAUUUUAAUUUUAUCACUACAGAUGAGUAUGAGCGCCAUUCUCUUGGGAAGCCCACCACCGCUGGGGGUCUCGCAAUCUGCAUUAUGGUGUCCUGCCUCAACGCUGUGAUUCAGGAGCCUGUAUAUUACAUAUUAAAAAAAUCAUAAAUGAAAUGUUAAAAUAACAAA
Molecule: messenger RNA, 5728 nt
Organism: Anguilla anguilla (European eel)
Lineage: Eukaryota; Metazoa; Chordata; Actinopteri; Anguilliformes; Anguillidae
Product: mothers against decapentaplegic homolog 4-like
Exons: 12
Coding region: 497-2137 (546 amino acids)
Biological process (GO): transforming growth factor beta receptor signaling pathway; anatomical structure morphogenesis; SMAD protein signal transduction
Cellular component (GO): heteromeric SMAD protein complex
Molecular function (GO): DNA-binding transcription factor activity, RNA polymerase II-specific; RNA polymerase II cis-regulatory region sequence-specific DNA binding; I-SMAD binding
Source: RefSeq, a predicted model, not a curated record